This is a messenger RNA of Candidula unifasciata, 1332 nucleotides long. The record is from the annotation of a GenBank genome assembly. NCBI's taxonomy places the organism in Eukaryota, Metazoa, Mollusca, Gastropoda, Stylommatophora, Geomitridae.
AUGACAUCUGUAGCAUCUGAGACGCCCAUGCUCCACAGGCUACCAGCAGAAUCAUCUGAUUUAAUAUCUGAUGCAUCUGUAUACUGGAUCAGAAUUAGCCUGGGAUUUGUUGUCCAUCCCACAGUCCUACUGUCACCCACAGAAUCAAUUGAUCUUAUCUCCGACGAAUCAGUUGAUUUUAUUCGUUUCACUUUGGGAUUCAUAUUAGAUUUUCCAAUUCUUAUAUUUGGAAUGUCAGCAAAUAUUAUAAACAUGGUUGUUUAUAUAAAAAUCGGCGUUGGUGACACUGUAUCGGUUUCAUUUUUUGCUUUGUCGAUAGUUCAUUUUGGGUGCAUAUUUUUCUACUUCGCUGGUCGGGUGUUCUUUGUUUUAGAAAAAAUAUUCAACGUUGAAUCGUACAUAGAUUUGGGGGCUGUAUUUCAUUUAGUUGCAUUCUACAAUUAUUUAUUCAAGGAUAUGGCUGACGGGGUUAUUGUUUUCAUAGCCGUUCAAAAAUGUUGUUGUGUGGCCAUUCCUCUCCAUUUCAAGAACACAUUUACGUAUGCCAGGAGUGUGUCAGCAUUAGUGAUCAUGUUCCUUGCAGCUUUGGCAUACUAUUUGCCAGCAUUUACUGGCCAACGGUUGGGGCCUGUCGUAGACUCUUUAACCAACACAACCCGACUGGUUUAUACUUACCACCCAAGGAUCCUAAUUCUCAUAAGAAUUUCUAAAGUUUUAAAUGGGUUAAUUUUGCCUGUUUUAUCACAUUCUUUUGUCGUUCUUUGCUCUGUUGUACUGUCAAUCAAGUUGAAACGAGCGGUUAGCUUUAGAAAUUCGAGACCUGCAAAUAAAAAAGUCAAGACGAAUACUAAAUUACUAUUUUCGAAAGAGACGUUUCCCAAACUUGAUCUAUUGCACCAAGAAAGUGGAAAACUGGGUUUUCCUAAGAGGCGUCUGCAGAAAUUAAAAGGAAAAGAGCUAAAAGUCGUGCAGGCAGUGUAUUUUACGGCCAUUUUGUUUAUUGCCUCCAACAUUAGGAAUGUUCCCAUAAAAUUUGUCGGAUUCUUUGUCCCAGACUUGCAGGACAUUUGUGGCUCCAGAUAUUACAACACAUAUGUUCUAGUGACCUCUGUCCAGUCUCUGCUGGACCAUCUCGGCACCGCACUGCACCUCUUCAUUUAUGUGAAAUUCAAUCGGAUGUACAGAAGGAAGUUGAAAGCCUUGUUCUGUAGCGAUAAACCCACCACUAGAGACCAAAGACAAGGCUGGAAAUUGAAAGCCUUGUUUUGUAGCGAUAAACCCACCACUAGAGACCAAAGACAAGGCUGGAAAGUUGAAAGCCUCGUUCUGUAG